Messenger RNA from Eleginops maclovinus (Patagonian blennie), 2640 nucleotides. RefSeq names its product MET transcriptional regulator MACC1 (gene macc1). NCBI's taxonomy places the organism in Eukaryota, Metazoa, Chordata, Actinopteri, Perciformes, Eleginopidae. Gene Ontology annotation, cellular component: cytoplasm. Gene Ontology annotation, molecular function: protein binding. The record is from RefSeq and is a predicted model, not a curated record.
AAAUGCGCGAUGCCUGAGAGCAAACCGAGUAAACCGCUGUAGCGUAAGGAAGUGAACAUCAUAGACACGCCCAAGAAAAAAAAAGUGUAAAUGAUAGUGGGCUUACCUCCUUCCCUGCCAGCGGUCCGAAACAAACUACAACUAACUCAUGCCGACGAUGAAAAUAUGGCAGCUGCAAGAGCAAGGUCCUUCAAUCGUGUUGGAAGUCUCAUGCGGAGCAAAUCUGAGGGAACACUGAUUGAUCUGGAUGACAAGGCCUCAACCAGUGACAACCUUAACGGUGUUUGUGUGACCCCGAACUCUGAGUGGCCACUUAUACAACCAGAAGUUGCAAGUUCAUCUCACUCACAAAAUCCCUUUUGGAACAAACUCUCCAGAUCAAAUCCUUUUUUAGAUGACAUUGUACACAGCAGCACAGACAAACACAUUUCCAACACAUUAAAUGUAAAUCAAGACAAUGAAAAACAUUUGGACACAAAUGACGACGACGCCAUAAGCACCUCUUCAGAUGAAGGCAAUGUGGGGAAGUUUUUGGAAAACAAACACAAAGUCAGCAACAAAUCUGGGAGAUGGAGAAGUGCUUCUGACAUCUUGGAAGAUCUGGACAAAAAAGUGCCAAAACGGGAGAACAGCUUCAAACCGCCGGGGCCAGUGCUUAACCCAGAUUUUGAGUGGCUAAAGAAUGACAGAGAGGCCUACAAGAUGGCCUGGCUGAGCCACAGGCAGCUCACUCGCUCAUGUCUGGACUUAAAUCUGAUGAGCCAGAGUCCAGGGUGGGCUCAGACACAGGCCACAGACUUUCAGGUUAUCUGCAAGAUCGGCCACACUGGAGGUUCAGUGCAGUUGCCCGGCUCCGAUAUUAGUAUCCAUAUCCCAGAAGGUCAUGUUCCCCCUGGAGAAGUCCAGGAAGUUACACUUAAGGCACUACUAAACCCCCCUCCUGGACUCAACAACAACUAUGUGACAACCCUGAGUCCGCUUCUAGAGGUUGUGCUCAGCAACAUCAACAUAAAGGAGUGCAUCUCUCUGGAGAUGAAACUGGCUGGAGAGGUGAAGAGCGACCCUUUGAGUCAGAUGAUGACUACUGUUGUUGGGCUGGUGUCCCACAAAAAAGAGGGGCCUUAUCUUAAAGUGAGCGACUGUUACAUUUAUAAAGACAUGUUACAGAUGAAGUUGCAGGACCUAAAGACGCAUUUUUAUGUGAUAGCAGUGGCAGAGGCAUCUGCAAUCCAGUCUCCUGCUAAAUCAGUGUGGGAUUACCUUCAUCGCCAAAUCACAGUGGCAGUUUAUGGUCCAAGGUACAUCCAUCCAUCAUUCAAGGUUGUAAUAGUAGUUUGCGGUCAUGAGGAUGUCCCUCCGAGGCUUCCAUUUUCAGUUACCUUCCGAGGAAACAAAAACGUGCCUCCUCUUUUGCUGCAGCUUUGGGGAAAACAUGGGUUUAAACCUGACAAACUGAACAACCUGCAUGUUGCUAUCAGUCUCACAAACUCGAUUUUUAAAGUCAAACCUGAGGACAAACUGAAAGAAGUGAGAGAAAGUCAACUCAAAAUAGGAACAGUUUUGCAUCUGCCAGUUGCCUUAUCUUGUGCUAGUAACACAGAAAUGAAUCCUUUCAAAUUAGAUCUACAAGUGCAGGACUCUAACGCUGCAACUGUGGCACAUUUCGAGGUGCCUUCCCCUCCAGCAGCACCCAUCAGGUCAGAAAAGCGAGCGCCAAGGCUCACAGAAAAGCAAAGUGAAAUGGUAAGAAGCUCAUCCAUUCCUGAAGAAAAGGUUCCAGAUUUGAAAAAAUUCACAGACAGACCUGUGAACCUACAGUUGUAUGGUGUCGCCCUGAAGUCAGUUCUCCGCCAGCCACGUGUAGACUACCUUCUGGAGUAUUUCAAGGGGGACACGGUGGCUCUCCUAUCCAAGGAGACAGUGAGGUCAGUGGGUAACUCGAAAGCAAAGGAGUGGUAUAUCGGAUUCCUCCGAGGCAGGACUGGUUUGGUUCACUGCAAAAAUGUUAAGCUCAUAACCAGGGACCAGGUGAUGGACUUCACCGGCAUACAAAUCACCACAGAGGUCCUCUUGGACCACAUGACACUGCCCUUCAAGAAGCUUACCUACAUGUACUCAGCCAUCCAGACACUGGUCACCGAGCACAUAACCAGCUGGAGAGGUUUCUCCGAUGCUUUAGGGUACAGCAAACUGUCUCUGGACACCAUAUUACGGAGACACGCUGAAUCUGAGGUGGAUAAAGUGGCCUGCGUGCUGGAAAAACUGAAGGAAGACUGUCACGCUGAGAAGAGCAAGAAAAAGUUUCUGCAUGAGCUCUUGGUGGCUCUAUUGAAGAUGGACUCGGUGAAUCUCGUGGCCCAAGUGAUCCAGAACACAGUCAUUUUGUCCACCGCUGUCGAGCUGGGAGUCAGAUGGCGGGAGCUCGGUGAGAAGAUGGGGAAACUCUCCAGCGCUCAGAUAGCGGGUUACGAGGCACCACACCGAGGGAAGAGCGGAGAAGUCGGGGCACAGUCGAUGUGGAAGCCCGCCUAUGACUUCCUGUACUCCUGGAGUCUGAGGUACGGAGACAGCUACAGGGACAUGAUCCAGGAUCUGCACCUGGCCCUGGACAAAAUGAAAAACCCUGCCACCAGACAGUGA